Messenger RNA from Rotaria socialis, 1167 nucleotides. NCBI's taxonomy places the organism in Eukaryota, Metazoa, Rotifera, Eurotatoria, Philodinida, Philodinidae. The record is from the annotation of a GenBank genome assembly.
AUGCCUCUCGCCUAUCCUGUUGAUAUGUUCGCCACUCUAUUAAUAAUAAAUCGUAUAGUUUAUUGUGGUUAUUUUUUGUUUCUUAUUUUGGCCGGCACUUGCGGUAAUCUCUUAACAGCUAUAACACUACUUCAAGCCAAACUACGUAAAUAUACGACAUGUCAAUUCAUGGCUGUAUGUGCAUUAUUAAAUAUUGGAGUUUUAUUAACAAAUACUUUAAAUAUGAUGUUAUCACAAGGCCAUGGUAUUCAUUUGCGUAGUUUAUUUGAUUUGGGCUGGUGUCGAAUAAAUGCAUUUGUUGCUCAAUGGAUCCGUGGCAUGGCAUCAUGGAUUCUUGUUAUUGUUGCAUUUGAUCGUUUUCAACAGUCAAAAGUUGUUCGACAUACAUCUACAAGAAAAAGUUCUGUCGUUCCUUAUACAUUAUUUAUCAGUAGUUUUAUAUUGUUAAUAUUAAAUUUGCAUUAUCUUCUAUUUACGGGAACCAAACUAUCAUUAAAUGGCAUUACGCCUUUUAUCGCAUGUAUAUUUUACCAGCAAAGCAACAAUCAUAUACAACGAUUCUUUGCAACAACAAGUACCUGGCAGGAACUUGUGACGAUUAUUAUUGUUCCAUGCAUAUUAACGUUAAUACUAAACAUAUUCAUAAUAAAAAACUCGUUUCUUAAACCAGUAAGUAAUGAACAUCUUAAAUCCCGUUCAAAGAGUCGUACACGACGUGUUACAACUAUGCUGCUCGCAUCGAAUAUUGGCUUUUUAGCGUUAGUUGCACCAGCUCAACUUUUUUAUGCUCUAACAUUUAAUCCACAGAUUGGUAUGCAAUCACCAGACGAAUAUAAAUCGUUUAUGAUACAAGGAACUAUUUAUCAAUGUUUAAUUAAUACAUAUUAUGCGGCAUCAUUUGUUUUUUGUUUUGCAUCAUCGUCUGUAUUUCGUCGUGAAAUAAAAAAACUUUUCCAAAAACAAUUCAAAUCGAAACCUGAAAUGAAUCAGAAAUUAAACGAUAGACAUUGUGCAGCAAAUGAAACCUGUUCAUUUAUUUCUCCGGCGCGCACUAGUGAACCUAAAUCUUUAAGUAACGAUCGAUGUCAGGAAUAUGCACUUGAAAAACAACGUCUCAAACGAGGAACAAUUUCGACAACAGAAGAUGAUGGAUCUCUUGAACAAUAA